Molecule: messenger RNA, 641 nt
Organism: Aphidius gifuensis
Lineage: Eukaryota; Metazoa; Arthropoda; Insecta; Hymenoptera; Braconidae
Product: DNA-directed RNA polymerase III subunit RPC9-like
Exons: 3
Coding region: 101-538 (145 amino acids)
Biological process (GO): transcription initiation at RNA polymerase III promoter
Cellular component (GO): RNA polymerase III complex
Molecular function (GO): nucleotide binding
Source: RefSeq, a predicted model, not a curated record
CUUGAAUCAGCUGUCUUGAAAAAAAAUAAAUAGGUUUUUUACUUUUUUUAAUUUUUAUGUACCCACGUGGCAAGUGAAUGCCUGAGAGAAAAAAUAAAAAAUGGAAGUACUCAAUGAAAAUGCAGCAUACUUGAGUAACUUUGAAGUUCUUAAACUUUUAAGAAAUAUGAAAAGUAGUGGAAAACUAAAUAAGGGCUCUGGAUUGGCAACAGUAACCUAUGAGACAAUAAAAUAUCUUGAAGAUACAGCAUGUCAACAUCAAACACCAGAAAAAAUGAAAGAAUUUUUAGCAAAAGUUGGUGAUUAUAAAUUAACAAAAUGUGAAAAAUUAAUGAUGGUUAAUACACCACCAAAAGAAAAAGUUGAAAUAGAUUGUAUUGUAGAAGAUGCAGAAGAUCGUUUCUCAACAGAAGAAUAUGAAGAUCUUCUUGGUCUUGUUGAAACUACUGUUGGUACACCACGAGCAUCAAACAAUGUUGAUGAAGAACCACCUGAAGAAUCUGAAGAGUUAUGUCAAGAACCUGCAGAUGAAAGCUAAUAUCAUUUAUUAAGAUAAUAUUGUUAUUAUUAUUUAUUACUGGAUAUCAAAUAAAAAUUUAAAUUAAAUUUUUUAUUUAUUUUAAAUAUCAAUCAACAAGAUC